AUGAUAGAAAAAAAUGAAGAGAACGCCGAUAAUGACAACAAUCUUGUCAGGAUAAGACUAAUAGCUGAUAAAAGAACGUUUUUAGAAAAACAGUUUCUUCAGGUUCAAGAAGAAAUUAAAAUAUGUUUUGCUCAACUAGCACAAACAUUAUAUGCUAGAGAGAAACAACUUUUACGACAAUCAGAAGCAAUUUAUACGCAGCAAAUAUCAUUGGCAUUAUCCAGUCAAGAAAUUCUUCUUCCAUCUAUAGCAAUAUUAAAUGAAAGAAGUGCUUUGGAAGAACAAAUUAAACAAUUUGGAAGAAUAGAACUUACAGGAUCCAAUACAACAGCAAUAACUAAUUUGGAACCUUAUAAAAUUGAAGAAUAUCAGGACAUAAAUAAAGAUCAUGUUUGUUUUGAUAAGUCCAUUAAAAGCACAGGAAUUAUUUCCACUGAUACAAACAUUGAAUUUUCUUGUACAGCAGAAGAUAAAAAUGUAGAAAAUGUUUGCACUGGAUUUAAAACAUCCAGUGUAAUAAAUUUAACAGCAAAAUCCAGUCACAUUUCUAGUUUUUUUAACAAAAACUCUGAGGAAAGUGUUGAUCAUUCUUCAAAGACAAAUACAGAAUUACAGAAACAUGAUGUUAGUCUUGAAACUACCAGUGUAAAUCAGCAAGAAAAUAUAAACAAUUAUAAAAAUUCAAAAAGAAAUAUCAUGGAAGAGCAAUAUAAUUCUCAUGGACAUACAGAACAAGUUCAACAAUGGUUGGAUCAAAUAAUUCUAGAGACAGAAAUAGAACCAACCAUUCAUGAAGUGGAAAAAUUACCAGAUAUAUCAGAUGCUUAUGUCUGCACUAAGUUGCAAUUAGAAACAUAAAAGCUAUAUUUAAUUAAAUAAUUUACUUA
Habropoda laboriosa is the source of this 887-nucleotide messenger RNA. RefSeq lists its product as uncharacterized. The record is from RefSeq and is a predicted model, not a curated record. Bases 1 to 858 code for a protein of 285 amino acids. The transcript has 2 exons. NCBI's taxonomy places the organism in Eukaryota, Metazoa, Arthropoda, Insecta, Hymenoptera, Apidae.